Molecule: messenger RNA, 3413 nt
Organism: Juglans regia (Persian walnut)
Lineage: Eukaryota; Viridiplantae; Streptophyta; Magnoliopsida; Fagales; Juglandaceae
Product: serine/threonine-protein kinase EDR1-like
Exons: 13
Coding region: 224-3133 (969 amino acids)
Biological process (GO): protein phosphorylation
Molecular function (GO): protein kinase activity; ATP binding
Source: RefSeq, a predicted model, not a curated record
AUGCGUAUGGCACCGCAACACCGCGUUAAGUUUCCCCUCCGAACAGUUCCUUCUCUCUUGACCACCAAAGAAACACGAAGUCAGACAGAAACUACGAGAAACUGAUGGAAAAUUAAGAGAUAUAAAACAGAAUACGAGGGAAAUUUGUUGGAACAGUGAGAAAGUGAAGAGAGAGAGAGAGGGAGCUCGGGCAAGAGCGAGAAGGGGUGGGCGUUAGAAAGAUAUGAAGCACAUUUUCAAGAAGCUUCACUUAGGGAGCAACCAUGACCCUAACCGAUCCAACGAAAUCCCCACCUCAACCUCUUCCUCAGCAUCGUGCGCCUCCGAUCACCGCGCGGCUUCCGUCAACGGCCAGAGCUCCGUUGCAGCUCCCGCGAGUCCUUCGUCGCAGUCACCUUCGCCGUUGCCGGCUUUUAGUGCCGCGGGUCCAGUGCCAUCGCCCACCUCAAGUAAUCGCCCGGACUAUAUCUCUUCGGAGGAGGAGUUCCAGGUUCAGCUGGCCCUGGCGAUCAGCGCGUCGAAUUCGGAGUCCCGCGAUGAUCCGGAGAAGGAUCAGAUCCGCGCUGCGACACUGCUGAGCUUGGGAGGUCAUCAGAUUGAGUUGUCGAGGGAUAAGGACGAGGUAACGGCGGAGUCGCUGUCGAGGCAGUAUUGGGAAUACAAUGUGCUUGACUAUGAGGAUAAGGUGGUGGAUGGAUUUUAUGACGUAUAUGGGCUCUCCACAGAUUCAGCAAAGCAAGGAAAGAUUCCCUCUCUCGCAGAUCUUGAAACAAACAUUGGGAGUUCUGGAUUUGAAGUCGUAAUUGUUAAUCGAACAAUCGACCCUGCUCUGGAAGAAUUACUGCAAAUUGCACAAUGUAUUAUUUUAGACUGCCCUGUCACUGAGGUUGGUGUGUUGGUACAAAGGCUUGCUGAAUUAGUCACUGGACACAUGGGUGGGGCUGUGAAGGAUGCUAAUAUUAUGCUAGCACGCUGGAUGGAAAGGAGAACAGAGUUGAGGACAUCUCUUCACACUAGUGUGUUGCCUAUCGGGUUCAUAAAUGCUGGCCUUUCUCGACAUCGUGCUUUACUUUUCAAGGUAUUAGCUGACAAUAUGAGGAUGCCUUGUAGACUAGUAAAAGGUAGUCAUUACACAGGCGUUGAGGAUGAUGCUGUCAACAUAAUAAAGUUGGAAGAUGAAAGCGAGUUUUUGGUUGAUCUAAUGGGAGCUCCUGGAACACUUAUACCAGCUGAUAUUCUAAGUACGAAGGAAACUGUGUUUAAGCCAUACAAUUCUCAAAUAAACAAAAUCCCAUCUCUUCAUCCCUCUAAUAUCAGCGGAGUUGCUUACUUAAAACCAAAGCCUGGACUUGGUGAAGGCAGCAGUCAAAAUGGCGCAUUAGAAAGUAGUUCACAUUUGGAAAGAAGGUCAAGUUCUGAAAAUGCAGAGUUCAUGCCUCUAUUCCCAGGUACAAGGGGUGAUACAUCUGCUGGUUCUUCUGGUACAUCUAAUAGGUUGAUUACCAAUCAGGCAGAUAUUCCUUCCUCAUCAGUCAGUAAUGGUGUGAGGAUGAACCUCAAUGUAGUUCCAUAUAACCAAAAUAGUCCUGAAGAUUUAAAAAACCUUUUUGCUGAUCUUAAUCCAUUCCAGAUAAAUGGGACCGGCAAAGCUUCUGUACAUAACAAACCUGCAGGAUAUAAAGCUGGUGAGCUUCCAACGCCGAGAAAUAUCUCUGUCUCUGGUCGACCUCCUGUACCAUGGAAGAAUCCAUAUGCUUGCAAUGAAGUCCCUAGGAAAAAGGAGUAUGAUUAUAUGGAGGGUCUCUUUCCAAGAAUUAAUCGUCAAUCUAAUGACUAUAAUCUGUCAUCGACUGCUUCCUCUGGUUCUACUAUAUCGGGAAAGAUGUAUGGUGAUGGUUUCAAAUCAUCUGGUAAUUCAAAUGUGUCCAGUAUAAAUGGUGAUGCAGCAAGUUCUGUCAAUGUCACUGGUUCAAUGUUGGAAGCUACCACGAGUCAGUUUAACAGGUUGCCUUUGGUUGAGGGCCUGAAUGCUGAUUUGAAGGAAGAACACCCCAAGAAUGAGGAGGAAUCUCGAAGUGACAGGGUGGAUGUGGUUAAAAAGCAUGAAGAGAAAGAAAUUGGUUUCCUUGAUCGUAGAAAGUGUACACAUGAUAGAUUUAUGGGGACUGAUUUGAAAUUGAAGGAUCCAGAAAGUCCUAGCUCAUCUGUUGAUUCCUGCACAAGUAGGGUUGAUCAAAUAUUUUAUGAUGUGGAUGUAGGAGAAUGUGAAAUUCGUUGGGAAGACCUGGAUAUUGGUGAAAGGAUUGGACUAGGUUCAUAUGGAGAGGUUUAUCGUGCUGAUUUGAAGGGCACGGAGGUUGCUGUGAAGAAGUUCUUAGACCAGGACUUCUCAGGUGCUGCUUUGGCUGAGUUCAAAAGUGAAGUACGGAUAAUGCGUACACUGCGGCAUCCAAAUGUUGUUCUUUUCGUGGGUGCUGUAACUCGUCCUCCAAACCUCUCUAUAAUUACUGAGUUUCUUCCAAGGGGAAGCUUAUAUCGCAUUAUUCAUCGUCCUCAUUCUCAAAUUGAUGAGAAGCGCAGAAUAAAAAUGGCCCUUGAUGUGGCAAGCGGCAUGAAUUGCUUGCAUACCAGCAGACCUACAAUCGUUCACCGGGAUUUGAAGUCACCAAAUCUUUUGGUUGAUAAGAACUGGAAUGUGAAGGUAUGUGAUUUUGGGCUGUCUCGUUUGAAGCAUCACACCUUCUUGUCGUCCAAAUCAACUGCAGGAACGCCUGAGUGGAUGGCACCUGAAGUUCUCCGGAAUGAAAACUCAAAUGAGAAGUGUGAUGUUUAUAGCUUUGGAAUUAUUCUAUGGGAGCUUGCUACUCUAAGAUUACCUUGGAGUGGGAUGAACCCAAUGCAAGUGGUGGGUGCAGUAGGUUUUCAGAAUCGUCGGCUCGACAUUCCCAAGGAAGUGGAUCCCGUGGUUGCGAGGAUAAUUUGGGAAUGUUGGCAGACAGAUCCAAAUUUGCGCCCCUCAUUUUUACAGCUCACAGUGGCUCUCAAGGCUCUGCAGCGGCUUGUUAUCCCAUCGCAUAUGGACCAGCCAGAUUCUGCUAUAUCACAAGAGAUCCCAGCGAAUUCUACACCUUGAAGUGUCUCGCAUUUCUAAGUGUGAAACUGUUUCUUUGUAGAUCUUCCAAAAGAGCAAAAAUAGUCGGAAAGAAAUUAAAAAAAAAAAAUACUAGAAAGGAUUGUGGGGUUAGGGAUAGGGUUUGUGUAAAAAUGAUAUAUGUAUUGCUGUUGCAGCCUAAUUACUGCAGAAGCACCUUUUGUACAGUUGGUUUAUAGUUUGCAUUGUAUGUUCAUAUGUUCAUACCUUACGCGAGAGAAAAAGGAAGUUGCAUUAUGAAGUAAAAUUACUGCAUUUGAUA